Messenger RNA from Bombina bombina (fire-bellied toad), 3955 nucleotides. RefSeq lists its product as uncharacterized. Bases 402 to 1076 code for a protein of 224 amino acids. The record is from RefSeq and is a predicted model, not a curated record. The transcript has 8 exons. Gene Ontology annotation, cellular component: membrane. NCBI's taxonomy places the organism in Eukaryota, Metazoa, Chordata, Amphibia, Anura, Bombinatoridae.
GGCCGUUUUGUAGUGUUACUAUUGCACCUGUCUGGCAGUGGAAAUUAUUAUUAAAGUGUCAGAUUCACACCUGUCUCAGGAAGGGGCGGCUCCAUAGUUAUAUUCAUACAAGUCAGCCAGGGGAGGGGAUUUCCAAUUUGAUUCACACCUGUGGUACAGUGGGAGUUUUCCUCCUUAGAAACGGAUUGCUGCCUCUCUUUAUGUUAAAAGAUAAGGUAUACGUACUAACCCCACAGCUCUGCAUCUAAAGUUGUUUUUCAACAGCCAAACUCUACCAACCACUUGCCUUAUUUGGAGGAGAAAAUUUGAGCUUGCGUUGGCAGACAAGGCUAGCUACCGUCAUUAAGUAAAGAAAAGCUGUUGGUGAACUGAUCUUUAAGCCAAAGUCUUGUCAUUUUGUGAUGGAUCGCUACCGUUACUUUAUUUUUAACCAGAGGAGCAUGGUGAUGCUGGGCAUUAUACAGAUUGCAUGUGCUGGAGUGACCAUUGUUUGUGGUUUUAUGGAUGGGGCCUUUAGAAAGGAAUCUACACUGGGCAACACCAGAGCACCACUCUGGGCAGGAGUGAUCAUGACUGUCCCAGGAGUUUUGGCUUUAUUUUCUUCUCAGAAGAAAAACCCAGUAUUGGUGAACACACUUAUUGCUGCAUCGGUAUUUUCGUGUUUUACCACACUGAUCAUUGUUGUAUAUGCUUGCCUGACGCUGGCAUAUGGGGAGGAGGAUGAUGAUGUGUUUGCUCACACACCUGUCCAUAUUAUUCACACAAAAUUCAUACUUGGCAGACUCGUGCAAGGAGCAAAUAUAGCAAUGCUUAUCUCUUCCUUUGUCAGCCUUUUUGUGGUCCUGUGUAUUUCAUACAUGGGUUGCAGAAGUUUGCCACAUUGUAUGUGCUAUGACAACAUCACUGGAAUGGAGUGGUUACAUCCUACACAUGAGCAGCCUCAGACUGUUGAACUGGUGUGCACUUUUAGAGGUGGUGAUGAAAGGAUUUUCAAUUCUCCUGUACCAUUCACAGAGAGCGCUGCAGAAACAGAAGAGGAGUUUUCACGACCUCCCCCUUACAUUAGAUUUUCAUAAACGACACAAACUUUCUGAAUGUUGACUAUGAAUUCAUUGCCAUUUACUUUUUUUUUUUUUUCACUUGUCCUCUUAAAUUAUUUGUUAUGCUUUUUUAAACUGAUUUUUAUGAAGGCGUUUGUUAAGUUUUUUUUACUGAGUCCUAUUUAUAAACACAGCAGAUAAAUCUGCACAAAUGAAUAAAGCUAAACUGUUAUGAGCAGUGUGAGAAAUUAAAAUGUAUAAAGCCUUCUUAAAGGACCAUUAUACUAAUUUGUUCAUUACAUUUUAACACUAGCAACCUUUGCAAAUGGGUUAAACACAGUUUAAAGGGACAUAAACCCAAAAUAUUUUUAAAGAUUCGGAUAGAACUUCUAAUUUUAAACAACUUUCCAAUGUAAAAUUAGUUUUUCUUGUUACCUUCCUGUUUUUCAAUAAAGGAUAAGUUCAGGAGAGUGCGCGUCUCUGCCAGACUUUAUGGCAGCAGUUUUGCACCUGUGCUAUACACUAGCAAGAGCACUAGAUGGCAGCACUGUUUCCCGGUCAUUUAGGGCUCCAGACUUGUGCACACAAUCUCUUAAACAUGAGAAUAAAACAAAUUUAAUAAUAGUACAUUGGAAACCUUUUUUUAAAAUUGUAUUCUCUAUCUGAACGGUGGGAAAAAAAUUGGGGUUUAAAGUACCAAUCAGGAGCUGCAGAAACGGCUUCUGACCCACUCCACAGCAGCAGUUACACUGCUAGAUCAUGAGACUGCUGCUGACCCAAUCAAUAGUGGUAGUUUCCACUCUGGACCAGCAGUUCUCUGCAGCUCCCAAGUGGUACUUAAACACAGCAUUGCAGGAUAACUAGUAUUAAAGUUACAAAAUGAGCUUGCAACCCCUCCCCCAUAUAAUGGACCUUUUAAUAGCCACAGAGAACGUUAGCUCAAUGUACUAUUUUGGAGCACAAGUUUUCAAUUGUAGGUUUACUAAUGUAAUUAUUGUUGCAAACUUUCUGACUGCACCAAAAUAGUCAUUUAUUAUAAGAAUGUCAUCUAAUACUAAGGUAGUGCAUGGUUUUUAACAUCAAUUAAUAUUUCACUUUUUACAAUCUAUGUACUAAAAUAUCCUUGUCUAUAGUUUUGUAUACAGGUGUUAUUUUGGGUACAGUCAACUUAAUUUAAAAAUACGAAAUUCAGAAACACUACACUAUUUGCCUCACUUUCCAAUUUAUAUCUAAUUUGCUUCAUUUUCAAUAUCCUUUGUUGAAAAGCAUAUCUAGAUAGGCUGCUGAUUGCUGGCUGGACAUAAAUUCAAAUGCUUUUCGAUCUUUAGGACUUAAAUGAGGAAUAUAUAUAAUUAUUUUAUUCCAGCACUCUGCUAAGGUUAAAAGCAAAAAUGGAAGUGUUAGUUACUGCAUCUGGCUAAAUGGGACAAGCCCAGGUACCUCGUCAAGGUCCCUUCCAAAUCCUGGGUCCCUAAAACAGCCACACAAUGCAAGCUCUGAAUCCAACAAAUAAAGAAAGUGAGGGGUGGACUAGUAUAAUCUCAAGUGUUUUGAUGUGCCAAUUUUAAUCAUGUAAUAUGCACAAUUUUUAUUUUUUUUUGUCCCUAUUAAGUGUUUUCCAAAUUACUUUUUUGUAAUCUUUAUAUAUUUUUUUUUUAAAAUGUGUAUAUAUUGGAAUUAAGUUAUUAAUAAAUACUUUUUUUGAUGUAUAUUUGUUCAGUUUUUGUGAGCAAGAGAAUAUCACAAAUCUAAGGUGCUUGCUGGUAACAACUCAGAUUAAAAAAAAGUCUACCUCCUAAGAGGCAAGCCAGACCACACGUCUACUAGACUUGUGCAGCCAAGAAAAAUGGUUUCAGAGUGAAAUUUUCAUUACUAAUAUUUUGGGAAAUUUGUUUCCCCAAAUAUUUGUUGGUUGCACUAUUCAGUACAGUAUUAGUUUAGUUUAAAAAGAAACGAAUCCCAAAUUUUAAUUAAAUUUAGUUUUUUUUUGUUAAAUCUAAAUGUUCAAAACUACAGGUGAAAAAGUUCACCUGUUACGAAUGUGUAACAAAAACAAAUUCACAUCUGACUACCAAGUGUAGUAACACUGAAGCAACCACUCUAACCAUAUAUAAAUGCUGAAUUAGGGCAAUGCUACACAUUACUCACUGGACUUCUGCUAAAGAACAAACAAAUUUUAAAAGAACAGUAGAUUUGCAGAAUCAACAGUCACGAUAAAGACAAUGCAAUAGCACUUCAAAUGUGUAGUAGUUUUUUGUUUGUUUUUUUCUUUCAGACUAAUUUCAGUUAUGUCUAUUUCCACUCCCUCUAUCCCUGUAUCAUGCGAUAGCCAUCAGCCAAUCACAAAUGCAUAUAGGUAUAUUCUGUGAAUUCUUACACAUGGUCAGUAGGAGCUGGUGACUCAAAGUGUAAAUAAAGACUGCACAUUUGGUUAAUGGAAGUAAAUUGGAAAGUUGUUUAAAAUUGCAUACUCUAGAUGAAUCAUAAAAUAUUAAUUUUGACUUGUGUCCCUUUUUAAUAAAGUGAAAUGUUGCAGUUGUCUAGAAAAUACCCCAGGCAUUGACCAGUGUAAGCCUCCCAUUCAAUGGUAGGUUGUGUUUGUUUUUGUGAUUUUUUUUUUUUUGUUUUUUUUUUGUUUUUACAAUGUUAACUCUUUUUAAAAAAAACAAACUUUUUCCUAUCCUGUUACUGGUAUAGUUUAAAGCAGAUGGAAAAAGGUGAAGGAUAAUAAUAUAAGGCUUCUCUUCAUUGUGGGGGGAUGAUUCUAUUUAUAAUUGUUCUAUAUGGCCUUUGAAUAGAAUGAAUUAUGCAUUAAAAAGAUAAAGCAGGGCAGGAAAGAAAGCUUGUGCUGACUGGUAUACUAAUUCAUAACAAGAGAAGAUAAAUUAAUAAAGUUCUAAAUGGAGUGUGAAGAA